Dendronephthya gigantea is the source of this 1151-nucleotide messenger RNA. RefSeq names its product ras-related protein Rab-11A. Lineage: Eukaryota; Metazoa; Cnidaria; Anthozoa; Malacalcyonacea; Nephtheidae. Gene Ontology annotation, cellular component: recycling endosome. The transcript is spliced from 6 exons. Bases 220 to 870 code for a protein of 216 amino acids. Gene Ontology annotation, biological process: exocytosis. The record is from RefSeq and is a predicted model, not a curated record. Gene Ontology annotation, molecular function: GTP binding; GTPase activity.
UUGGGCUCGGCUUCGGCGGCCAUUUUAUUUAUCCGUUUUGAAUUUUCAAAAGCUUUUGAGAAUCCUUUUCAAUCUUCUGUCUGUGUUAUCUGUGUCAAGAUCGUUAACGAUUUUAACAAAGAAGUGAUCCUAACGCAGCCUUGACAAGAAGAAAAGCGCCUCCCAGUUUUAUUUUGGGGUAUAUUUUAAACGUUUAAGUCCAAGGACUUUGACGGAAAUAUGGGGACGAAAGACGAUGAAUACGACUACUUAUUCAAAGUUGUUUUAAUUGGCGAUUCUGGCGUCGGGAAAUCAAACUUGCUGUCAAGAUUUACUCGCAACGAGUUUAAUUUAGAGUCAAAAUCAACUAUUGGCGUUGAAUUUGCGACGAGAAGCAUCCAAGUUGAUAAUAAAACGAUAAAAGCUCAAAUUUGGGACACGGCUGGCCAAGAGAGAUACAGAGCUAUAACUAGUGCGUAUUACCGUGGUGCUGUAGGUGCAUUGUUAGUCUAUGAUAUUGCCAAACAUUUGACAUAUGAAAAUGUGGAGAGAUGGUUGAAAGAACUCCGGGACCAUGCUGACAGUAAUAUUGUCAUUAUGCUUGUUGGCAACAAAAGUGACUUGAGGCAUCUUAGGGCGGUACCAACUGAUGAAGCAAAAGCAUUUGCAGAAAAGAACAGUCUUUCUUUCAUUGAGACUUCUGCCUUAGAUUCAACAAAUGUUGAACAAGCAUUUCAAAAUAUUUUAACAGAAAUAUAUCACAUUGUAUCACAAAAGCAGAUCAGCGAUACACCUUCCUCAAGUAACCAUCCUAGCAACAAUGUACAGACGAUUCAUGUUGCACCAACAACAGACAUGGACAAGAAAAAAGUUCAAUGUUGCAGUGCUUGACAACAUUCGUAGCCUCAUAGAAUUCAAAAUUACAUUGGAAUUAAAGCAAAGCAUUUUUUUACGAUCAAUGUUCAUGCCCUUCAAUACAGCAUCUUCAAAUUUGCUGUUAUAAUUAUAGAAAAUGUGAAAAGUAUAAAUAUUUAACCAAGUAGAUUUUGCAUACAGAACUAAUUUGUGAUAACAUGAAAAAUUUGAUUUGUUAUUGUCAUUGAAUUAUUUUGGUCGUCUUAUGUAAGUGUAUUAAUAUGGUACAUUUGUAGAACAAUGUCUGGCUUGGUUUU